GUCAAGGGUAUAAAACCACUGUUAUAAAACGUUCCGUGGUGGUUGUGUACGUAUUUUUCGAAGAAUGUCAAAUUUAAGUCAGAAAUUAUUUGGUGUUAUAGUCUGUGACAGCCAGGCUAAAUGGGGAGGAUCAGAAGGCAUUGCCAAACGAGUGGAAGAUGUAUUUGGGACGAAAGAAGGGCGAUGGAAAACGUUUGUGGCUGAGCAAGGUCAGUUUCCUACUGAAGAGGAAUUGAAAACAUUUCAUGGGUUUUAUAUCACUGGCAGUAAGCACUCUGUCAACGAUGAUACACAAGCAUGGAUCAAACAACUGGAAUUAUUUAUACAACGAGCACAUGCCUUGAAAAAGCCUAAAGUAUAUGGCACAUGUUUUGGUCAUCAAGCUAUAUCAAAAGCACUUGGUGGGAAAGUCGGCAAGAAUCCUAGCAAACGUUUUGUCUGCCACAACGAGACAAUUGUGCUAUGUGAAGCUGAGAAUGAUUCAAGGUUCCUAAACGACUUGAAAAAAAUCAGCGAGAAGAAACCGUUUCGUAUACUUCAAUCCCACGGGGAAUGUGUCGAAGAAUUACCAGCUAAUGCGAAAAAUGUGGCAAGUUCUGAGUCAUGUAAACAUGAAAUUGUAUUGUAUAGUGAUAAUAUUAUAGGAGCUCAGUCACAUGCCGAUUUCUUUGUAGAAGAUCUCUUAGAUGUAAUUUUACCCUCGUUAUUGGAGAGGAAAGUCAUAACACAAGGAGAGUUUGAUCACGCUCGUGAUUCAUUUAAGCAACCUAUAGCUUGUUCAGAUAUGGCCGUCGCUGUUCGUGACUUUUUGAACUCUUAAAUAAACUGAUAGAAUUUAAUGAUUGGGAACUAUGACUGUAAUGAUGAUGGAUAUAUUAGAACACAAUUUAGCUUUCCAAAUGUGCUGAUCCAAGUUAUAGAGUGAAAUGGGACUUUUUAUUUAUAUUGUAUUUUAAAUAUUGUAAUCGGAAUUAGAUGAUCUAGAACUUCCUGCCACUCUCUGCAGAGUAUAUUUAUUAUGGUUUAAAAUAUAUUAUGUGGUAACAUACAUAUAGUAGAAGUGUUGUGCCCCAAUGGACCCUGCGUCACUAUUUUACACUGGGAGAGUGGUGGUGCUCAAUGGGUUAUAUAAUUAAUCACAUCUGCCCAUGUGUACAGUUAAUCCAUUAAGUAGGACGUGUCAAACAACCUUUGUUAAUUUAUAUGCACUUCAUUGUUUGUUAGUAACAAUUUACAGAACAAAGCAGGAAAGUUAAGUUUACAGCUAUCUCAAGUUUUGCUACAACAACCAUUAAAGGUGAUCUACAGUCCGUAUGUAAACAAAGCCUUUGUUUACAUUUUUGUGUCCAAAAUAUUGAGCUUUAUUCGACAACUAUUUAUAUUUUCAAGCUUCUA
Molecule: messenger RNA, 1395 nt
Organism: Paramuricea clavata
Lineage: Eukaryota; Metazoa; Cnidaria; Anthozoa; Malacalcyonacea; Plexauridae
Source: the annotation of a GenBank genome assembly